AUGAGAAGCGUAGGUAAGUGGAAUCCAAAAAUCGGCUUAACAACGUUUGAGCGACCUCGUCGCCUCUCUCUUUUCAUCCGUCCGGCGGUGCAUCCGCGCGGGAAGGCUAGUAGAGAGAAAGACCGCCCAGGCGAGGUCGUCUCUCCGCCUCUAGUGGCUUUCCCACGAGUUGUCACUGUUUGUCGUAAGGCGUUCGCCUUCUGUGUUAUGUUGUGCUACCGCGCAGCUUUUGCCCUAUUUCGAGUCGAUUCAAAUCCGUGUUUGGUGGUCAGUUAAACCUUCCUUUUUUGCCCUUCUCUGCUUUUCGCGCCUCUUAUUGCAGCUUAUUGACUUUUCUGAAGGUUCAUGUGGCUGGUCAGUAAACAUCGAGGAUAUUUGUAGCAUCUCUUCGGAAUGAUGUACUAAUUACUCGGCGCCAGCUGUGCGAAUUUGUCUAUUCAUAUAAAUGUCUAUUUUUUUCUAUUUGUUUGAAUAACAAUCUCAUUGAAAUUUUUUUCAUAGUUUUUUUCUUCCAAAAAUAACGAUAUUGAUCAUACUUGAAACAAUUGCGACUAUGAAAGAAUUUUUUUCAAAUUUUUUUGAAGAUUCUUCGAAACAAAAAAAGGAUCAAAAAAACCUGCAUUUUUUUCCUCUAAUUUCGUUCUCAAAUCUUCCUGUAAAAUCAAUAUAAUAAUCGAAUUUGAUUUAUGCUUCAAGCAGACCAAUAGGUAAUUAAAAAGACUAAUCUCCGCGUAUUCAAUGAGGUCAACAAGCCAAUAAUGAACAAGCUUCCAGUCGUUCUUUCGGAGCGGAUGGCUUUCCGUGAAGCUUUUUUUCCAAUGUAUUUGAGGAUUUUUCUACUUAUGGCUUUAUUUUUUUGUAUUAAGGUUCAUUCAGGUCUUGAAAAAAAUGUUCGAAUAAAAAAAUCGAAUAAAAUUUCAGACUAAAAAAAUAUGAAAUAAGGGGCGAAGGAGAUUAGAAAAAUUUCUCAGCUAUGUUUGUUUACAAUUUUUUUCUUAACGUUUUUGAUUAUUUUUUUGCCGAGGGAAUUAUUAUUUAUUUUUUUAAAUCUGUGGAAUAAAUUUUUUUAGUGUCGAUCAAAUAAAAAAAUCCGGCGCAUGAUUAGUUAUCAAAAUCCUAUAUAUCGGUAAACUGUAGAACAUGUUGAAAAUAAGCCGAGAAAAGUCAGAGAGUCAUCAAAAAGUUUUUUAUAUCAGUCUUACCAGUGGAAUUGUUUUUUUUGUUCUUUUCAUCGUACGCCCUGUUUCGGUUUAUCUUUGUCCCUCAGAUUUGUCUCAUUUGUUUUUUUUUUGGAACCCCAAGAUUAAUUGGGAACCUAAGUGAAACUGAUUAUCUUUUCUAAUUUGUCGUUUAAUUUGAAUUGCUAGCUUGAGGGCUGAAAAAGAAAUUCAGAGGGUGCCGCGGCGGAUGAGUGUCGACUCUUGAAUGAAGCAGCAGAUUGCCGCGAUCGCAAGUGUUCUGGCGUGCGCCUCCUGCAUGAAGUUCUCCAGCUACAGGCCUACCGAGCAGUACAAAUGUGGCGCCUUCUUGCGGGAGUCCCGUCGCGAAGCUACAGUACUCGGGACUUACUACCAGUUCGUCGAUCAGUUCAUUGCCUGGAUCUCCUCGCCGUUUCCCCAUCAAGGUCCGUUCUUUUUUUUGCAUUCAAUUUCCUGUUUUGCAUCUCUCCUUUCUUAUUCUUUUAAGAUGAGACAGUUUUGGUGUCCGAGAUUGAAGGUCAAGUAACAGGCACUGUCCUCUGUUCUUUUUGAAGAGGGUCAAAUGUACAGUUUUCAGUGUAGACGUUUUCCAACCAAUUUCAAUCUAGUACACUCCUAAAACUUCGAAGAAAACUUCAUCGUGUUCACGCGACAUAGUAAAAUAUUCAUAAAUUUUUCCCGUAUUUUUUCUCGAAUCUUUUUUUUUUAAUAACAGAUCUUCAUUUUAAAAUUGCCAAAAAGUUGUUGGAGCCUUCCUCAAUGAAGAAAUAAAAUGGCAUUUAUCUUAGAAGUUCUCUCAGGAAAUGUUUUUUUUCAAUGUUAAAACUCUGAAAAUAGCUUUUUCUGGAAGUAUCCUCUACUGAGUGAAUUUCGGAAAGAACUCUGAAAAAAAAACGGCGCGCCGACGACUGUUGGACCGUGCACAAACAGGUGGUGUACACACGCGUAUUACCCCAUUUUAGUUGCAAAGGCCGAUUGGAUUGCAACGAGAUGCCGCUAUUAACGCUCUUUCUCGGGAAUUUCUCUCCAGAUAUUGUCAGCGCAGCGGGUGGCGCAAAUUGAGAACUCUCUUUCUUGAUAUCAUAUUCGUAUAUCCGAUUUUAUAGACUUUCAACGAUGACAAGAUAGGUUCGCAAAAAUGAGUAGUUGAAAUUUCCAGAAAACCCAGUAAGUUCGGAAAGGUUUAGGUCAAACAGACCGAACAUCUAUCAUCGGAAAUUUCAUUGUUCGAGGAAGAUCUGGCGACUCAGGACAUUCUAAGUUGACUAUAACGCUUUAAGAGAAAUCUGCAAAAUUUCUUGAAUGCCGAGAUCUGAGGCCUGAAAAAUCGUUUGCCUUUAACUUUGCAAGAAAAGAGAAAUCUCAUUUUUCCAAAAAAAAAAGUGAGCUGUGUACUUGACGCCUUCAGAAGGAUGAAGGAAAAUUCGAAGGUUUUGAGGAGGAAGUUCUUCUUUUCUAUUUGGAAUUAAUUUCCUCUUUCUAAACCCAUUCACGUUCUGAAGAGCGUUUCGUGUGGGGCGAAUUCCCAGGCGGAUAUGUUGCGCAAUUGAAAAUAAGUAAUGUUUUGAAAGACAAACGACGCAAGAAGAAUCCACUCGAACGCUUUGGGUUGAGAAAGUUGAAAAUGAGAAAUGUUCAGUUUUGCAAUAGUUUCCAAACAGAACAAAAACCUUGCAUCUGUCACGUUUCAUAUAAAAAUAUUGAAAGAAAAAAACAGUUAUUUUUUUCUUCUAGUCCAAAAAGAUUCUCCAGUUACAGCACACAUUUAGCCGUUGUCUGAAAUUGGAAUAACUGCAGCUUAUUAGUUAAUUAGGUAACUUCAGACUUGUUUCCUCCGUAGAAACUUGUAUAUGCAUAGUUUUUGUGAAUAAAUAAGGUAAUCGCGCCACGAGAGGUUGUGGGGUUUCCAACGCAAACACUUGACGCGCUUUUGGUUCAGUUUGGUUGCCGGAACUGAGAUGAAUUUCGAACGGAUAUUCGUUCAGUUGACGUCCAAAACGCCCAGAUUUUGUGCGUUAAAAGCGUAUUUAAAGCUUGGAGAGCAACCCACAUAAUCCAUCUUUUCAAAUGAUGUGCAAGAACUUCUUCAAGAAGCUGAAAAAAUAUAAGCGGUUUUUUUUGCAUAAAUAAAUGCUUGAAGUAUCUUCUUCAUAAAAAAAUCCCAUGAAAUCAUGAAAUUUGCCUGCAUCGUUGUCUAAAUGAAUUAAAUUGAGAAAAAAAUUUGUGUUUUUUUCUUCCAUUUUUUUGAACUCUCUCGACUGCUUUUUUUCAAAAAGAAUUUUUAGGAUGUGCAGAUCGCUUCAAGUUGCAAAAAAAUUUUUUUAAACAAUUGUUAGUCUUUUGCUCGCAAUUGUUUAUUAUACUUCGUUUAGAAUAAUUUCGAUAAAAUUUCAAGAUAAUGAAUUCUUUUAUUUUUCAGAGAUUCUGACGAAGCAAGCUCUGCUCGGAAACUGGGAUGAGAUCCAAGAUUCGUUAGAAACCAAGUACUGGCAGGUGGGACUUUUUAUUCAUUUUUUUUUGCCCACUGACUGCCAGAGUCGGUGGCCCAGUCGUAAUCUGAAAAAAAGCGUUUCGGGGAGAUGGUUGGAACGGGAAUGUCAGAAAUGUAGAUUUUAAUGGUUUCUUUCAGUCACCAAAAAAAUUUUCCAUUAUUUGUCUUCAUUUUGUUGAAUUUACAGAAAGGCUACCCACAAAAAUAGUGAAAGAGCGGGUUAAAAAGUAGGUUAAGUAGUUUUUUUUCAGUAUUUUCUCCCGAAACUAGGAGUGAAUAGAGUGAACUUAUUUCUCCCAAUCGCGUCUCAGUUAUUCUAAUUCAAACUUUCAAAAAAAUUUUUAAAGAUUACAUAACAUCCUUUUUUCCUAAGAUCCAUGAUUCACUCUAGAUGAGACUUCAGUUCUCGUCACUUUCCAAGUAUUUCGAGUGUGUCUCAAUCAGCAAGACAGGUUACGCCGAAUGCCAAAAUUUGAUUGCUCCAGCGGCCGGAAUUAAGCGACGUCGGCCAAAUCUGAGAGGAAAACACGCUCAACGGCGCUGACCCGUAGCUGGAAUGCGAGCUCGCCGCCAAAACAGUAUUAGUUGGGUUCUGAGAGUCGCUUGCUUGGAGGGAACUUUCAGCUUUACGCGACGCUCUCAAGCUUUUCCGCUAAAAACAGGAAAAUCACAAUUAAUUUAAGAGGGAAUACGAAAAUUACUAUGGAUUCGAAGUAAGGGGUUUUAAAAUUAACUCUAAAUUUAUUUCCAUUAUACGCGAGCUUUUUAUGCUUUUAGUCUUGCUUUAUUCAGGCAUUCAACGCUUUUUUUUUCAAAGAAUUAACCAAAAAGUUGCUCCUUUCAAACCCUUUUUUAAAAAAGAAUCCUCAAGCAAGUUGCUAUACACUUUUGGAUGAAGAAGAAUGAAUACAAUACCCCCAAAAAAGAGAACUUUUUCUUAUUCACACUUUUUGUGCGUCAGAGUAUGAUUCAUAUGAGAAAAGUUUACCGUUUUUGAUUAACUAAAAAAGAAAAUGGAUUGCUUUAAGCUUCUGGUUACAUCUUAAACAUGAUUAUUUGAUUUUUUGUAAGGAAAUCUUUUUCUCAUUAUUGCUAUUACGGUUUGAAGGUCUCAGCUUGUAGAGCUUUUCACUUCCGAUUUCGACAUUGGGGCAAUUUUGAGACUAUUUUCAUUCAGUGAUCUUUGAAAUUUUUGUCUCGCAGUAUUUUUUUCUGAGAAACUGAUGAGGUUGAGCGCCAAAAGAGCCGCGAGUUGAAAGAAGAAUCGCCGAGUUGUUUGAGCUCAGCGCACGGCUCGUGUCGAAAUCCCGGACGGCGCACGCGUACGCGUUUGUACAAUUGUUAUCUGCUGUCAGCUCAGGUCGCGAUUUACUUUCUCGGCCACAUCGUUUGUCUUCGGUAUUAUUUGGCGCGUCGUGAGAGUAUUGGGAGUUUUUUAAGGGAACAAUAACUGUUGAAUAAUACCAAGAGGCCUCUGAUUUCGCCGUCCAUCACACGAGAAAGGCAGUCGUGAUAGCAACCAAGUAUGAGGGUUCUAGAUAAAAAUGGCUUCUUACUUUUUUCGGAGCUAGCUGAGGAUAGAAACAGUGCGGUGCACGAUUAUAAUGAAAGAAUCCUGCAGUGAGCCGUUCACAGUCGAGGGAACUACUUUUGAAGCUAAUUAGUCUCACAUAGUCGAUUCACAACAUCUUUCCAGAUAAUUUCAAAAAGUGAAAAUGUCCCGAUAGAUAAAGGUCUUUCCAAACUUUGAAAUAAUUUAUUUGUUAGCUUGUGACGGGUCAGUAUUUAUUUUUCCCAAAUUAAAUGAAUGGAAUAUGAAACUCAAGGAACUUUACUCAUGAAAAGAUAGUAGAAAUUGUUUUCCAAAAUAAGUUCUAAAAAUGUGGAAUUUCAUUUUAAAGAUCAUAGUUUAUUUUUUCAGUGCUUUUUCAGUGCUUUUUCAACGCUAUCAACUUCUUCAAAACCUAUCGAAAGAUUUUUGUUGUUUUAAUUUUAAUAAACCUAUCUCAGCUUUAUACUUUCACUCUACGACCUUACUUUGUUUGUACUAUUAUAACUGGAAGUUCCACGGCUUUGCCAAAAGGCAACAAACGAAUGUCUGCGAAAUUUGAUACUUCUGGAGUGCAAUACGGCGACGAAAUGACCAGUUCAUCCGGGGCUGCGUGUUUACCUUCCUCGGUUGGGGGCGAAGCGGUGGACGGCCGCUUUUUUUGUGCCCAAAAAAGUGAGAAACCAUCGGGGAUGAUUUCCAAGCGGCUCAUUUCUCAAGUUUCUGCGUCAUCGGUGGCGAUGAUCGGGCUUUGGGGACAGAAAGACGUCGGCGGAGUUCCUGAAGCGGUUUUUAGAAAAAAAGAACGGCUCAGACGAAAUCAAUCAAGAAAGAAACUGGAAGCUUAAUUAUAAAAAAAUGUGUCGAGAAUCAUGUUUUGAAAUAGAGAUGUGAGAAAAAAGCCUCAUUCAGCAAUAAUUUGGCUGGAAAAAGGUCGGUGCACUUCAUAAGAAACAUUUACAAGGAAAGAAAUGUUUAUAAUCACAUUCAAACCGAAAAGAAAACGUCCGUAAAUUUUCAGUGAAUAAAAUUUUCAGUGGAUCGACUGGCAAAGAGGAUGGCUACUUUUCUCCUUGGGAAUUGUCGCGUUCAGCAUAUUUUUUGUUUUUUUCUACAUAUUAUACAGGUAUUUUCACAUUAACUAAGCAAAAAUUAAUCAUUUUUUUCAGAAUAUGCUCUUACUGUUGUUCAAGUUCGAUGAAAAAACAGACGACGGACGCUCGUUAUGAUGCUUGUAAACGGAAUAUUCUCAACUUUUCCGCCUUUCUACUCAUUUUUUUCAACGCGUUAGUGCUGAUACUCUAUUCCUUUUUAAGCUGGAGGCUAUAUUUAUAUACGGUAUUUUUACGCAAAAACGAACAAAAACAUUUUUUAGCCUUUCAAUUUCUUUUAGUCCGAAAGUAGGGACCGCAGACGAAUUUUCAAAAAUUUUUUUUCAGCAUCGAGCUUUGUAUGGUUCGAUAGCUGUUUCGAUUCAAAAACUCAGAACCGUUUAGUUUUUUUCAAAAAAAGAUUGAGGAUGAAAAAAAGUUAUGACGGAAAAUGUGGCGCGCCGCGCACCAUUUUUUUAGUACUGAAAUUUUGGUAUUAUCCAUUUUUGACAUUUUUCUCGAUUUUUCUUCUAGAACAAGUUUUGAUACUGGUCUAUUAUGAUGUAACAAAUCAUAAUAGAGUGCUAAAAUGAUGCUAAUCAGCUAGUUUGCCGAAAAAGUCGGUAUUUUCCAGAAAACAAAAAACUGCCGCUUGCGGGCAUCGAACUCGCGACCUCAAAAUGAAAAAUCGCAGCGCACGCGCUGCGCCAAGCUGUUAAGUCUAGCGAUGGGAGCUUCCAUCCGCCAUACCCUUGAGCCGUUUGAAUAGCACAGAUUGCCUAUUUCAAAAAGAAAAUCUUGAAGUAAUUAAGAUAUUUUUAUCAGAAUAUGUUCGCAAAUCUUUACUCAAACUUUCCGUGAAAAUUCACUUCGAAAAAACUGUUUUUUUAGUGCUUUUGGCCUCGUUUAACGAUCGCUGCCUUAAAACGGCCCCGUAAAUUUUUUUGGCAAAGACGAAUUUUUUUAUUUUUAUUCUUUUUAAUUGAAAGAUUUUUUUACUAAUAAAUGUAUAUAAUCGUUUGAAAAAAACCUGCGUUCGACCGCUUUCUGUGUGAUAAACGCCGCUAAUUUUUAUUCUCUAGUUUCAAGAGCAUUUUUUUGCGUAUUAAACAACUUUUUUUCAAGCAAAGAUGCUGUAGAGAAAUAUUUAAGUAAGCUCAUGAUCUAAAUUUUUGAAAAAAACAAAAAAACUCGAUUAUAUUCGCUUAUUAACGAUAUUUUUGAAUUAUGACUUUCGGCACUCCCUAAAAAUUUUUUUGGCAAAGACGAAUUUUUUUAUUUUUAUUGUUUUAAAAUUACCGUUACUUGAAUCAAAAAUCAUUAUUUAAAAAAAAGAAAGAGUGCGUUCGACCUAAAAAAACACAUGAAAAAAAGCAAAAAAACGACAAAAAUUUUUUUAGUUCCAUUCACGUUUUUUUGUACGACAUUCCGCGCGAACGCAUCAAAAAAAGCGUGAAAUAUUUUUUUAAACGAAAGAGGAAGCUUUUUUCUGUACAAGUGUGUCAAAUUUUAUUUGCCAGUUCCACAUAUUUUACAACUACAGCAAAAAGAAAGUUGAAAACCAAAAAAAAGCCACUUUUUCUAUCGCGAAAAGGGGCGUGGCUUUGCGGUCCCUAGUCCGAAAGCCUUUAAGCCUUUCAAUUUCUUUUAGUCCGAAACUUUCAGUUUUCGAAAGCAGAUCACAUUUUUAAUCUCAAUUUCAGGAUGGUCGUGACGGUUUUGGUAAUAUCAAGCAUGUACGCUCAUCACGGGUUGGAUCAGCUUCCAAAUCGUGUGAAUCAGUGCAUCGACGAUUUGAAUCUGUACAAAAGGGAUACUGACAUGGUUCGUGUUAACAAUUUUUAUAUGCAAACAUUUUUCAUCCUCUCUAACUAACAAUGGGAUUCUUGGAAAAGAUUAGCAUUUUAUUUGAAACAAUCUUGACUCGAAAAACAACAAUCUGCUUCGGCCUUUUUUUAGUUCUUAUUUUUUGAACUUUUGCACCAAUAGCUCUUUAAGUAAACUUGGAGCAAUCGAAAAGCUAACUCUAGAUAAGUAAGCAUUUGGAUGAUCCAUUUUUUCUCAAAAACUUUCAAAAAUUUACGACAGUUCUUCCUGAACUUAAGUCUGAGUUUUUCAGAGGAUUCGCAAGCUUCUGAUUGACGAUUACCAAACCUUGAACCUAACGAUCACGGAUCAACUAUCUCAUGCCGGACAUAACGUAGUAGACCGUGUGAAAAGGCUUACUGGGGCCAACGUCAUUGACGUAUUUUUGAACGUCAGCAACGGUGAGCCGAGAUUCCGGUCGUCAAAUUAUUUAUUUAUUAUUUUGAAGGAGCUCAAGACAUGAAGUCGACCCUCGGUAUGGUGCAAUCGCAAGUCAAGGAGCUGAAUGACGAAGGAAUCCGCUUUGAAGUACGGACUCCUUUUAAUAAAUUACAAAAAGAUAUCUUUUCAGAGCGAGUUUCAUCGUCUUCGGAACACAGCCAACGAAGAAAUAGUGAAAUGUGUGGAGAAUGAGAUGGAACCGAUGAGAAGCAUGUGUGCUAGAGCCGAAAGACUUCUAGAGAAUUUAUCUAUCAGUAAAUUCAAGCUUCAAGAUGUAUCAGCUUUCCAAAAACUUCAUUUUUUCAAUUUACUUUUUAGGAGCUUCUUUCGCCGGAAACAGAAGAAGCUUUGCAGCAAAUACUUCAAGCUAACAUAUCUCGAUUGCUUGGCGAAUCUAAUAGACAGUUUGAAAAUAUGGAGACGGCCAUUCAAAGUGAAAUCGAUAAAAAGACUCAUGGUGAAUUUUUUUUUGUUUCAAAAAAAAAACGAUUGUUUUCCUUAUGAAAACGAUUUUUACGAAAAAUUUCAGAACAUUAUAAUCGUGAAUUUUAAGAAUUCUAGAAAGAAGGGGUGCCGAAAAACUUACACAAAAAAGUCAUAUCAGAAAACGUGGCCCCUCUUUUAAUAUUCUCAAGUUUCAGCCGCACAAAACAUGCUGAAGCAAAUCGGCGACGAUCUUUUUGUGGUCGCUGAAACGAUUUCCACACAGUUACGCCAGAUAAACUUCGAUUUGCUCUACAAUGGCGUUUCACGGAUGACUGAGUUGAAGAAACAAACGCCGUUCAAAUAUUUCGAAUACAGGUUCCUCCGUCCUGAAACCUUAGCAUUACAAAGAUUUUAUGCAGUUGGAUAGGAUCAGUGACAAUAGCUUCGCUGAUUAUUCUUCUCAGUCUCCUUUUCCUGAUCGGAGUUCUAUGUGGAGUUUGUGGCCGUCGGCCCUCCUACUACAACGACGACUGCUGUGUUCGUACCACCGGUGGCAAGUUCUACAGCUGGUAUAGUUUCCAGAUUAUUCCUAGAAGAUUCUUGGGUUUUCAGUGGAAUUUGGCUAGCAGUGCUCCUCUUUGUCUUUUUGGCACUCGGCACGGCUAUCCUGGCUUUUGCUGUUGGUAACGUCUCCAGUCUGGUCUGUCAGCCAUUGAGAGAUCCUCUGAACCGACCGGACAUUAUGUCGGUGAGUAAAAACUACAGCCCCGAUUUUUCAGUAUUAGUAGUGUUUUGUCAAAACUUUUCCUCUCGAAAAUCGGGUCUGUUUGAAGUUUUUUGAAGCCACGAAAAAAGGAUUUAGAUUUUCAGACGUUAUUGAGGACAAAUAAAAAGUGUUCAACCAAAAAUAUUUCUUAUAAGAAGUGAAUUUGGGACGUUGUCAAUAACUAAGUAAUGCCGAUUCUAGAUCGAAGUUAUUACAAAUGUGCUUUCAGACGAGUUAUGAAGUCUUGAAUUUUUUUUUCUGGCCUUGUGGCUUAGGAAUAAGUUUUUGGCGUUUUCGAAAAAUUAUAACUAGAAAGCGAAAGAGAAAAUAUGUCGCACUGAAAAUGAGGUGCAUGGAAAUAAAUGAAGGCUGAUUUUCUAGCACCCCAACAAGUGCAGAUACCAACUAUAUAAAACCAAGAACAGCUAUAAAAUUGUUUGUUGAACAUUAUUGACUAAAUCUGCGCUCAAUGAACUCAUUCCUACCAAAUCAUUUUCAGCUUUCUGAGCGAUAUGUCGAAAUUUGGCGCGAAAAACACCGUCCCAGCAAUGACAUCCAAGCAAUUUUGGACCAAAGAUCGCCGGCAGACAUCAUUCGAGCAUGUCAACGGAAUGAGACCCUCUACCAUAUCUUCGAAUUUGACAAGAAAUACCAUCUCAACCAGCUCAAGGUUCCUAUUUCCUAUCAAAGCCAUAAAACGAUAUCGAUUUCCAGGACUUUGAGAAGGAAUCUUAUGCUCAGCUGGAAAAUUUUUUGAAAAUUUCCAUGAUAGAACUACCUGAAAUCAGACCUCUAGAUGUCAUUAUUUCGAAGUCAGAAAUGGAAGAUCUUGAAAAACUUGCUAAGAUGAACGUUUCCAAAGUCAGCCACGUCGCCCUCGACACUGUGAGCCGGGAUAAGAUUUAUCUCAUUGAUAUAAAUAUCUAGAUUAAAAAGGCCAUAGAUGAAUUGGAUCUGGUCACAAAAACUCGAGAAUUCGAAGAGAGUUUGGAUGAUAAUGCUGGAAGACCAAAAGCUGUGUCUUUGGUGAGAUUUAGAAAGUAGAGAAAAAUGAAUAAUAUUUUAUUAAGGUACUCGAGCAAAUUCAAGAAAUUGAUACCCAAUUCGCAAAGCCUCUUCGAAAUCGGCUGGAAUCUCUCUACAAAAAUAUUACCCAUCUGGAUGAGAGGUAAUAAUAUAACUCUUUAAAACUGUUUUGUUUGUUUCAACUGUUUUCCCACGGAGAAAAAGCUAAAAAGUUGAAUUAUUUUUCUUCAAUUAUCAAUAGUCAAGUGGAACUCCAUCACAAAGGCAAAAAGUUUUUUUGUUAGCACAAAAAAACGAAAAAAAAGAAGAAAAAAAAUAAAACUCAUAUAAAAAUCCAACCCAAAUAAAAAAAAUUAGGAUAAUUCUUUGUUUAAAAAUUUUUUUCAGACUUACGGAAUUACAAGUGCCGGUUUCUUCCUUGUUGGUGAAACUACAGCACGCCCAGGCGCUUCUCUCCGAAAGUGUCAAGGAACAUUUCAAAAGAGCCGCCAAAGAAGAACUAGACUUCAUGGUCGGCCACAUUGACCACUACAUUUUCCAUGUCCGGGAUCAGGUUUUCAAGUUUUGAGCGAACUUUUUCGAAAAAGCGGCUGCAGAUGCAAAAUGAAGUGUCUUCCUGUGAACCUUUGGCCCAAAUAGCUAAACACUCUACGUCUGCUCUUUGUACUUAUACUGUCGACACAUUUGUAAGUCUGCCUCAAUAUUAUGAUUUGAUCAGUUGUUCUUUUCAGAAUGGAACUUGGAUGUGUCUACUGAUAUUCCUGUUUUGCCUCGUCCCUAUCAUAGUUUUUCUGCACUGCGCUCAUUGAUCUCUACAACAAAAUGCAUGCAUUCCCCAAAUAGUAAAUUUUUUUGAUUUAAGAUAAUCAAAAAUCAGAAAAGAGGACGGAAAUCUGCACAGUUAGAGUGACAAAGAAACUAAAUUAAAUCUGUGUUUUCGAUUUAUUUUUUUAAGUAUGGAAAACCAAAUUCACCUACUAAAAAAAGAUAUAAGUCGAGAAGUAAUUUUUUUCAAAUUACUAAACAAGAAACAUAUCAAUAAAAAAAACUUAAAGAAAAAAAUUAAAUUUGGAAUUCACAUUUGUUUCAUUGAAAAUUUUGCAAAUUUCAAUUGGUUUCUGCUGAAAUUUUCCGAUCUGAGGAAAGAAAAUCAAGAGGCUACUUUUUUCCCACCAUGCGAAAAAAUCUGCAGUUUUGACAAGAUCAGACAGUUUCUCGGGUUUUCAGUAUCGUGGAGCCACCGCAGGAGUCGCACCACCUGUCGUCGUUCGUCACCGACACGUACGACACGAGACCCAAGCCGUACGACAAGAAAGAUUCCCUCACAGUUUCGAAACGAAUCAAGUUUUAGUGGGUACUCUAGCUACGCCUACACUGACGACUACCAUCGCACCUAUCGGUAG
Molecule: messenger RNA, 12258 nt
Organism: Caenorhabditis auriculariae
Lineage: Eukaryota; Metazoa; Nematoda; Chromadorea; Rhabditida; Rhabditidae
Source: the annotation of a GenBank genome assembly